Molecule: messenger RNA, 1230 nt
Organism: Solanum pennellii
Lineage: Eukaryota; Viridiplantae; Streptophyta; Magnoliopsida; Solanales; Solanaceae
Exons: 8
Coding region: 1-1179 (392 amino acids)
Molecular function (GO): protein binding
Source: RefSeq, a predicted model, not a curated record
AUGGAAGAUGUUUCGGCUGCUGAUGUAAGGAGUGGCGCCAAAGAUAUUCAAGGAAUGAAAUGGCGUACGAAAACUACCAGGGAGAAAGUUAGGCAAAGAAUACUACAAUACCAUAUGAGGAACUGUAGAGAAAAUGUUCCUCAAUCAGAUAAGGAGCACAAAACCAUUAAGAAAGAUUGUUUAUACGAUUUCAGAUGGUAUGCAAGAUCCAUUAGUCCAUCGUUCUCCAACUCCCUGCUGAGGAAUAUGGUCUGGGCAACGUCUAAGAACGAUGUGUACUUCAUGUCUAAUUUUUCUGCCGUGCAUUGGUCAUCAUUGACCUGCACGAAAACAGAGAUUCUCGACUUCUCAGGGCAUAUAGUACCAAUCGAGAAACAUCCUAACAGCUCUCCAGAGGGAUUAACUGCAACUGUAGUAAGCACACUCGCGGUAAAAGAUAAGUUGCUUCUUGCCGGUGGAUAUCAAGGACAACUUAUAGUCAAGUAUUUGGAUAAACCUGGAGUUAGCUUGUGUGCUCGGCCAACAUAUGAUGCCACAACCACUUGUAUCGAGAUUAACAACAGUGCCAGUGGUGCACUUCAUUUUAUUGCUUCAUACGAUGAUUCUGUAGUUAGGGAAUUUGAUAUGGAAACGUUUCAACUGUCCAACUAUUUCCAUUUUAACAGGCCAGUUUAUCAUACAUCACUCAGCCCUGAUGGCAGGCUUCUCGUAGUAGUUGGGGCUGAUCCCGUAGGAAUGUUGGUUGACGCCAGGAAUGGAAUGGCUGUUUCUUCUUUGUUUGGACAUGUACUGGACUACUCGUAUGCAUCAGCUUGGCAUCCUGAUGGCCAAACAUUUGCAACUGGGAAUGAGGAUAAGACGUGCAGAGUAUGGGAUGUUCGUAACUUGUCCAAGUCAGUCACUGUGUUGAAUGGUACAUUUGGAUCUAUUAUGUCAAUGCGCUACACGUCUGAUGGCAGAUAUAUGGCUAUGGCAGAGCAGGAAGAUUUUGUCCAUAUUUUGUAUGUUAAAAGUGGAUAUGUGGUGGAACAAGAAAUUGAUUUCUUUGGUGUGAUAUCAGGAGUGUCUUUUAGUCCCGAUACAGAGUCCCUUUUCAUUGGCGUGAAGGGUUCCGAAUUCUGUGGCCUCCUUGAGUUUGGACGACGACACAACUAUUCAUACCUGGAUGCAAUGAUAUGAGCACUGCACCAGUAAACAGAUUAUAUUUGUUGUUCUAUUUGUAUGACAUCC